Meleagris gallopavo (turkey) is the source of this 1460-nucleotide messenger RNA. The record is from RefSeq and is a predicted model, not a curated record. Lineage: Eukaryota; Metazoa; Chordata; Aves; Galliformes; Phasianidae.
AAACGUCCCAGCAGGUGGAGACUGUCCCCCCUGGGAGGGCCCCAUGUCACCUGGACGGGGCGGGCUCAGUGGCAGCGGUGGGGCCGGUCAGGACAGUCUGGGCACAUUCCUGGGUGCUGGCACUGCCAACAACUUGGGGUCCUGCAGCCUGUGAUCACAGCGCAACAAGGGGACAUCGAAGGAGUCUCUAAGGACUUGAGGACACCGAGAUCCCCAAGCCAGGGUGGCAACAGUUCUGUGGACGCCACGUCUUUCCUUCCAGAUGGACCUCCUGGAGCAGGACAAGGUCCCACCAUUCCUCCAGCUCCGGUACUGGCUGCGCUCCUGGAUGUGGCAGGUGAGCAGCUCCAAGCAGGUAAGUGCCAGCAUCAACAGCUGCACCCCGCACUACCCAUCCUACCACCUAUAGGGCAAACCUGCUUUUACUCAGUGCCCAUGGUUGCUCUGGACUCAAGCUGUCCACCUGAGUUGGCUGGAGAUGACCUCCCAGAUCUCUUCCCUGGUCCAUGGAGAUCCAAAUCUCUGCAGGACAGGGACAAACCUGUGGGGUGGCACCUGGCUGGAGGUGACAUGUGGUGGUGUCCCCAGGCAGUGGCAGGAGCGGCAAGCACAGCGGCAUUCUUCCUCUGUGAGGGGCUGCUGGGUUGGCACUUUGACGUGGUGCCCAACGGGGCGGCUGAGCCCCAGCCUGGGGACCUCUUCCUCUUCCCACUGACCUCGAGGAGACCUGGCUGGUGGGGUGCCCAUGCUGGUGUCUAUUGCGGUGAUGGGGAGAUCAUCCACCUGGAAGGCACCUCAGGAACAUCCCCAACAGGGAUUGUGGCCAAGCAUAGUAAGAGCCACCUCCUGAGGACACGAGGCCCCGCCAAGGUGCUGCGGAUGAAGGCGGGACUGGAUGCGGCUGCCCUGCAGUGGCGGAUUCGGGCAGCCAUGGACAUGGUGCUGGAGUAUGAUGCUGUCACCUGUAACUGCAUCCACUUCGCCCUUGCCCUGUUGGGGCUGGGCCAGCUCACUGGGGAUAUGACGUUUCCAGUGCUGCAGUGAAGGAGGUGGUGAUGUGAUCUGGGGAGCACGUAGGUCUGGAGCACCCUUCCUGGGCUACCUGUGGGAUGAAGGAUACAAGAUAAAGGAUUUGGGAAUAAGAAUGUGAGGCUGUCACCAACAAAAUGGAUGAGGGUCAUUGUGGUUUUGAAGUUCUCUUGGGUUAAAUUAAGGUGAAAUGACACCAAACAAUUGGCUGAAUGUUUGUGUGGUCGUUUUUUUUUUUUUUCCUAUCCCACUAAGCUAUUUAGCACAAGAUGCGGAGUAUAUAUCUAUAUCUUAUUGGCAAUAAGGGUUACAUACAGGGUAAAUAUAUUCUCUAAUAUCAGAGAUGUUUUUAUCUCCCACGUGUAUCCCAUAUCCAGUUGGAAAAUCCAUGUACACUAUAUAAAGCAUUUAGCAGAAUUAUUAAAAUUUAG